AUGAACGUAGAGGUGUUUUCAUUUUUCCACGUAACUUUUCUGCUAGGACCAUUGUAUUUCCGUGUAUACGAUCUACUCAGAUCCAAGGUGAACGGUAACCUUACUCAGGGACACAAGAUGUACCUCCACGCAGGUCAUGAUAUCUCUGUCCUAUCCCUGCUACGAGGGAUUGGUUACAAGCCUCUGCAUAUAGUGAGGCCUGGGGACUGCGUCUUCUUGGAACUCCAUAACUUGUCAAACAUUUACUAUGUAAAGAUAUUCUACCUGUCGCUGCUGACCACGGGUGAAGAGUUCCGAGAGUUGCAUGUCCCAGGUUGCCCCCUCCCCUGCCCCCUCUCUACAUUUCUGACCCUGGCUACUCCUCUGUCCCCUUCUCAGUGGGCGGCAGAGUGCAGUUCAUGAU
This is a messenger RNA of Macrosteles quadrilineatus (aster leafhopper), 403 nucleotides long. RefSeq names its product venom acid phosphatase Acph-1-like. The record is from RefSeq and is a predicted model, not a curated record. Bases 1 to 402 code for a protein of 133 amino acids. The transcript has 3 exons. Lineage: Eukaryota; Metazoa; Arthropoda; Insecta; Hemiptera; Cicadellidae.